Molecule: messenger RNA, 1746 nt
Organism: Orbilia oligospora ATCC 24927
Lineage: Eukaryota; Fungi; Ascomycota; Orbiliomycetes; Orbiliales; Orbiliaceae
Exons: 5
Coding region: 1-1746 (581 amino acids)
Molecular function (GO): iron ion binding; heme binding; monooxygenase activity
Source: RefSeq, a predicted model, not a curated record
AUGUCACUAUCAAGCAUGUCAAUGCUCAUGCCCUCAGUCGGUAUCUGGGAAUACUUCGACUUUGCGCGCGUAGGAAUGAUAAAAACCACACAAGCCAUAGACUCCGCAAUCAACAGCAUGAAAAUCUUCCAAUCCCACAAUCCAGAACUAGUAGCCACAACCACAUCCCCCCACUUCUUCGGCGUCGCAAUAGCACUAGUCUCCUGCCUCCUCGUCGCCCCAAUCCCAGAGGCGCGAACAAUCGAAGUCCUCUUCGGUUACGCAAUCCUCAAUUUCGUCUACCUAGGUUCCUUCCUAAUGACCCAAUCCGAACUCCCAGUAAUCAUAGAAUAUUGGCUCCUCCCAAACCUAACUUACCUAGCAACAUGUGUAAUCCUCACUUUGAUCCGUCGAGUAUUCAUCUCCCCGCUUCGUAAUUUCCCCGGUCCUGCUUCUGCUUCUAUUUCGAACCAUUGGAUGGCUAAGGAACUCGGCGCGGGGACGUUUUCGAAGACGGUGAGGGAUUUGCAUAGACGGUAUGGUGCUGCUGUUGUUAGGACGGGACCUAAUGAGGUUAGUGUGAAUGAUGCGGAGGCUAUUGUGAAGAUUUAUAGUGGGAAGUAUCAAAGGGGGAGUUUUUAUGAGGGUGGGAAGUUGAGAGGUCAGGCUGCUAUUCGGGAGACGAGGAGUCAGUAUCAUCAUACCAUUUGGAGAAGGAUUUGGGAUAAGGCAUUCACACCUGGUGAACUUAAGCACUACGCAGCACAGACCGAGAAUGCGACUUCGAAGCUCGUAAAUAGCUUGAAGAAGAAGAGUGGUGAGGAAGUAGACUGCACAAAGGCUAUGGAUGAAUUCGCACUUGACUUGGCCGCUCAACUAACCUACGGCGAAGACGCCGGCAUCCAAGACGGCACCGGCAUCGAAACCCAUCUCGAAUCCAUCAAAAAGUAUCUUUCCUGGCUCGGUUACUACGCCACCCUCCGCAACAUCUCCGAACUCCUCUCCUACACCCGCGACCCCGCAGUCCUAACAACCUACUGUUCAAACUCCGAAUCCCUCCUCAUAAACCGCCAACGUAACCACCCCGACUCCCACGACAUAACCUCCCACCUCCUCCUCGAAGACGAAGAAUCCCGUCGUAAAUUCCAAGUGCCCCUCCAACUCGCCGCAAACACCAACCUCUCACUCCUAAUGGGCACAGCCGUCGGCACAACCCUCUCCCAAACCUUCAAAACCCUCUCCAAGAACAAAAAAAUCCAAGAAAAACUCCACAAAGAACUAGAAUCACAUAUCAAAAAGGGCGGUGACCUUUCCACCGAAAGUAUCAAACCACUUCCUUACCUAUCCGCUAUAAUUACCGAAUCCCUUCGUCUUCAUAAUCCAUUCACUACUGGUGUUCACGCUGCUAUCGGUGAAGAUGGUUUGGAUAUGGGUUCAUACCGUCUCCCACCUCAUACACAAGUCUACGUCCCAACUCUAACCCUCAUGACCGAUGAAAAAUACUUUGAAAACGCAGAAGAGUAUAUUCCAGAACGUUGGACGGAAAAGGAAGAGAUGGUUAAGGAUAAGAGGGCUUAUGUACCAUUCGGAUAUGGGAUUCAUGCGUGUGCGGGUAAACAGUUGGCGAUUAAUGAGUUGAAAUUAGUUGUUGCCAGAGUUGUGGCUGGAUUUGAGAUUGAAGGUGAAGAUGAUGAGGAGGUUGAGUGGAAGGAUUAUGGAAUGGUCAGGGUUGGGGAGUGGAAGGGGAGGUUUAAGAGUCGUAAGUGA